Cetraspora pellucida is the source of this 4191-nucleotide messenger RNA. Lineage: Eukaryota; Fungi; Glomeromycota; Glomeromycetes; Diversisporales; Gigasporaceae. The record is from the annotation of a GenBank genome assembly.
AUGAAUGAGCUGUAUUUAAAUCUACCUCAUACCCAUUUUAAAAAAGGCGAAAAUUACUUAAAAAAAGCGCAUGACCAAAAAAGUCAAAACCUUGAAUAUUCAGUUUUGUUGUUUCAAAAAGCUAUUAAUGACCUCGAAAUAGCCCAUGAAAAAUAUCCAACUAUUAGUAAGAUCAAGGAAAUCUUAACAAAGGCACGCGAAGAUUAUGGAGAGGUUUUAAAAGAACCAAAUUCACCCGGAAGGGGUCAUUUGAUAAAUGAAAAUAAAUUUUUUAAGAAAGAUUAUACUCCGCCCUUGAAUAAAGAUGAUGAACCUAGCAAUACUCAACAGUUGGCUUGUGAGCUACGCCGAAAUGAUAUAUCAGACGGGCAAAAGGAGAAUUUACGCACAUUGGCGCGAGAAAUUAUUGAGGAAUUUGCUAAAAGAAAUUCUAUAGAGUCAAAAUUUGUACAUAAAGUAAUGGUGUUAUCAUAUUUGCCAGAUGCCGAGGAAGAAAUUUAUAGAAAUUUAGUGAAUAUCUUCAUUACUAAAAUUAAAGAAUCGGUUUUUUUAUAUCCAUCAUUAUUGGAAGGUUUAUCUUAUGUAAUCAGUCAGGCAAAUCCAAAACACCUAAAGCCUAAUGAUUUGGUUCGCAUUUUAGAAAUAUUAAAUGAGCAAUUUAAAAAUCUUCAUAGCCAAGAUAAAUAUCAACAGAUUGAAAUGACACGAACAUUGGGGCAAUUAUUUGAUGUAAUGGCUGAUUGUAAAGUACGGGAUCUUAAAUAUGAAGUAUUAUGCAAACCAUUAAAUAAAACUUUUAAAAAACUAAGUAGUGAUAAUAAUCAAGAACUAGCUUAUCUCGCAGACUACGCCUGUCAAGCUUUAAGUUGUAUACCAAAUGAUGAAAGUCCGUGGAAAGCAUUUCGCAAAGUUCUUCUAGGUAUAGCAAAAUUGGCAGGUGCUAUUAAAAACAUAGAUCCAGGAAAGCUACCAGAUAUUUUCAAGGAUCUUAGUGAAGGUUUCGACAGUAUUAUAAAUAUGGCAGUAAAUUUGGUUAAGGCGAUUCAAUCAGUCAAAGAGGGAGUUGGCGAUAUAAAACAGAACUUCCGUCGGAAGAUCCAGCGAGAAUGGUAUUGGGCAUUACGAUUUACCGAUUUAUUUGUCCAAAGUUAUAAAUUUAAAAGCUUGGAACAGUUUAUUUACAAUAUUCCGUGUCGACAAGAUGAAAAAUUUUUGUGGGGCUUAUGCGAACGGCUUAAACGAUUGGCAGCAGAUUCCAAACUUGAUACUGACUUUCGUGAAGGUGCCAUUGAAUUUUUAAGUAAUGUUUGUCAAAAUAAAGAAUUUUGGGGAGUCCAUCUGAAACUAGAUGAAUGGAUCUUAGAACAAACUACCUUACUUAAUAGUGUUUUAUCGUUAGAUAAAUGUGUGCGACCCACUCAGCAGAAUGACUUGAAAAAAAGUAGAGUAGAAUUGUCAACUCAAUUAAAUGGAUUAAAAGGCCAAUUUUUUUCAGACUUAGAUGAUGAAUGUGAAGAAGCCUUGGAAUUGUAUGUCAAACCACAGGGAACAUGGAAAGUAUCAAUUAUAAAGUCAUCAGAUUCUGGAAAAGAAAUGGUUUCUGAAAACAGAGAAGGUGAUGUAGAAGAAGUAGUUAAUAGAUUUUUAGAAUCAAAGGAUAAACUGACUUCAAACGACAAAGAAACUUUGGAGGUAGCUGCCAAUGAGUUAGUCAAUAGAUUUUUAGAUUACAAAGAAGCUUUGGAGGUAGCUGCCAAUGAGUUAAUCAAUAUAUUUUUAGAAUCAAAGGAUAAACUGACUUUAAAUAACAAAGAAACUUUGAAGGUAGCUGCUAAUGAGUUAGUCAAUAGAUUUUUAGAAUCAAAGGAUAAACUGACUUCAAACGAUAAAGAAUCUUUGGAGGCAGCUGCCAAUAGAUUUUUAGAAUCAAAGGAUGGAUUAACUUCAAUUGGCAAAGAAGUUUCAAAAGCGGUUACCAAUAAUUUGAACAAAAUUACUAAUAAGCUUUUGAAUGAAACUAUAAUAAAGACAGUUAAUAGUUUUUUUGCUCUAGAAAAUCAAUUAACUUUAGAAGAUGAAAGAGUUCUAGACAAGGCAUCCAAUAAAUUUUUGGAUUUAAAAGUUAAUAAAGUUCUAGAGCUUGAGAAGACAAUAACCAACAAAUUUGUGUAUUCCUCAAAAUAUAAAGAAGACCUAAUAAUGGCGUUGAUUAAUAUUUUGAAGGAGAAUCCAAAAAUCAUAGAGGAUGUAGAUGUAGAAUUUCUGAAAAUAGAAGCAAAUAAAUGUCUAAACUUAAAUGAUAAAAAUGUUUUUGAAAGUGCGGUGAAUAAACACCUAGCUUCUAAAGCCAGGAAAAUUUUAGAAACAACUGUUAAUAAAAUGGUUGCCUCAAAAUGUAAAAAGGUACUAAUGAUAUUGGGUAUAGGGGGUACGGGUAAAUCAACUUUUGGCCGUUACCUUGCUAGUCGUCUAUGGGACGAAUACGACCAUUUAUCACCUAUUCCGUUAUUUAUACCAUUAGCGCGGCUAAAGUAUGGAAUGUUUAAUAAAAAUGAAGAUUUUAUUGAACUUUAUCUAAAAGAAUGCAAAUUAUCUUUGGACAAAAUUGAGGAUUUACGGAAAAGAAAGUUCGUAUUUAUCUUAGAUGGCUAUGAUGAGAUUGUUGAACGUGAACGUGAAUGCUACUUUCAAAAUAAAUUUUGUGGAUGGAUAAAUGCAAAAAUUAUUAUUAGUUGUCGACCAGAGUAUUUGGGUUUAGGUUACCAAAAAAGGUUCUUUCCCGUAAAUAAAGAAAAAGGAUUUCAGGAAUUGACAAUUAAAGCAUUUUCAGAAAAAGAAGUAAAACAAUAUAUUACAAAAUAUGUUCAAAAAGAAGGUAAUUUGAGUGAAGAUAUAUAUUUACAGCAAAUAAAAAAGAUACCAGAAGAGUUAGUUAGCAAUCCAAUUCUAUUAAAGAUUACCUUGAAUGUCUUACCACGCUUUAUAGAACAAGAGAGAACAGAACAAAUAAAUCGUAUAGCUUUAUAUGAUGAAUUUUUAAAGACAUGGUUUGACCGUGCGCAAGAUCGUCUGUAUAGAACUGGCAAAACAGAGAAAGAAGAGGAAGCAUUUAAAAACUUAAAUAUUAAUGAUUUUUCAGAAUCUUGUCUACAAUUUAGUAAAAAUUUCGCCGUUGAAAUGUUUAAAGAUAAUAAUAAUGUGGUCAUAACGUAUAAUUCAUAUUAUUCAAAGUGGGCAACCUUUUUAGCCGAUGAUGAUAUUAAGAAUUCCUUGUUGCGCUUUAGUUUGCCAUUAAUCCGGCGUGAAAAUCAAUAUUGGUUUUUUCAUAAAACCUUGCGAGACCACUUGAUUGCUCGAGCAUUUCUAGAAUCGUUAGAAUCUCCAUUGCACGCAACACAAUCUUCACAACAUGCAGCGCUUUUCAAAGAACAAUCAUUUGUUCUGGAGCACGGAGUUAGACAAUUUUUAGUUGAACAUAUCUCUCAAAUGGAAUCCUUAAAACCAAAACUAGUGGCUUUUAUUGAAGCUUCUAAAAAAGAUGAUGGAAUUCAAAUUGCUUCUGCUAAUGCUAUUACAAUUUUAACACAGGCUGAUGUAUUAUUAAAUAAUUUAAAUGAUGCUAAUAUUUCGGGAGCUGAUUUGAGUAAUAAGAUAUUUAAUAAUUUGCAGGCGGAAAGAGCUAAAUUGAAUAACGUAAAUUUUCAAAAUGCAAAAUUUAAAGAUGCAAAUCUCCGAAGUGCAAGCUUUCAAAAUGCAAGGCUUCAAGAUGCAGAUCUACAAAGCUCAUCUCUCCAAGGUGCAAAUUUCCAAAAUGCAAAUCUCCAAAAUGCAAAUCUCCAAAGUGCAGUUCUCUCAUUUGCAGAUCUCAGGGAUACAAUUCUUCAAUAUACGAAUUUUGAGAAUGCGAAGCUUCAAAAUACAAACGUCCGAGGUUUGUCUCUCCAAAAUACAUAUUUUGAAGGUGCAGAUCUCUCAUUCGCAGAUCUCCAGAAUACGAUUCUUCAAGAUGUGAAUUUUAGGAAUGUGAAACUUCGAAAUGCAAGUCUUCAAAACGCAUAUAUUAAAGACACAGAUCUCAUAUUUGCAGAUCUUCAAAAUACAGUUCUCGUAGAUAUUAAUUUCCAAGAAUUGAGUAUCAAAAAUUUAAUGUUAAAAAUAUCUAAUGCUGAAAUUAAAUCUAUUUUUAUAUAA